AUGGACGCCUCUCCGAGUGAUUCCGUCAUGAAGAUGGAUGACUCCAAGGACCAAAGCCACAACGAGACCUGGGCCCUCGAGGAGCCGCAGCCUGUGCGGCGGCGCUCGGGUUUGUUGACCGUCGUGAUUGCUGGACUUGCGCUGUUCAGUGAUGGGUACAAUGCUCAAAUCAUCGGCUACAUGGAGCCUCUCUUCUCGGUCCUUUACAAGGAUGGCAUGUCGUCGACCAUCAAGUCUCGCCUUUCCAACUCUUACUUAAUUGGCGAGAUCUUCGGCAUGCUCUUCUUCGGUGUCUUGAUUGACCGCAUCGGUCGUCGCACGGGAAUUGUGGCGGCCACCGUUUUGUUCAUUCUCGGCAUCGUUCUUGCCACGGCUGCUCACGGGUCCUCACAGCUAGGAAUGUUCUGGAUGAUGAUUGUGGCGCGCGGUAUCGCUGGCUUUGGCGCCGGUGGUGAAUAUCCCGUUUGUGCCACCAGCGCUACCGAGGCAGCCGACGAAACAGCUCAGCUGCGCAAGCGGCGAGGCUUCCUGGUGGCAGUAAGCACCGAUUUCGCUGUGGAUUUGGGAUUCGUUGUGGCAGGGCUUGUGGCAUUGAUUGUCCUAGCAUGCUAUCAUCAGCAGAAUUCGGAAGGAGUCUGGAGAGUUGCCUUUGGGUUGGGCAUCGUGCUGCCGCUUUCGAUCUGCUUCUUCCGUGUUCGCAUGAUCAACUCCACCCAGUACAGGAAGCACGCCAUCAAGUCGCAAUACCCCUAUGGAUUGGUUUUGAAACGCUACUGGAAGCCCAUGCUCGGUACAUCCUUGGCCUGGUUCUGCUACGAUUUUGUGACAUACCCUUUCGGACUUUUCUCCUCGACAAUCGUGGAGCAGCUCAACCCGAACAACACCACCGUCCAAAACAUCGGAUACGGAACUGUGGUCAAUUGCUUCUAUCUUCCGGGAUGUCUCCUGGGUGGGCUUUUGAUGGACCGAAUUGGUCGAAAGCAGAACAUGACACUCGGCUUCCUGCUCUGGGGCGUGUGGGGAUUCAUUCUUGGUGGAGCCUUGCCGCAAAUCCAAAGGAUUUUCCCCUUGUUCAUCGUGAUGUACGGCAUUUUCCAAGCACUGGGUGAGAUGGGGCCCGGCGUCUCCACUUUCCUGUGUGCUGCGGAGUCUUUCCCGACUCCUCUGCGAGGCCAUUUCCUUGGAUUCGCGGCGGCAGUUGGAAAGGCGGGUGCAUCUAUCGGCACUCAAGUCUUCACGCCGAUUCAGGAUUCCUUCUCGUCUACGGAGAAGGGCCAACAGGCCGUGUUCCUCAUCGGGGCUGCUUUUACGGUGGUUGGUGGAAUUCUCUCCUGGAUUUUGAUCCCCGACAUGUCUCGCGAGUUGGAGACGGAAGAUGCUCGCUUCAAGGCUUACUUGGAGGAGCAUGGCUAUGAUAUUAGCCUGUACGGAGAAGCCUUGGUGGUGAACCCCAGGGCAUCCACUUGA
Messenger RNA from Penicillium cinerascens, 1467 nucleotides. RefSeq lists its product as uncharacterized. The transcript has 8 exons. Gene Ontology annotation, molecular function: carboxylic acid transmembrane transporter activity. NCBI's taxonomy places the organism in Eukaryota, Fungi, Ascomycota, Eurotiomycetes, Eurotiales, Aspergillaceae. The coding region runs from base 1 to 1467 and encodes 488 amino acids. Gene Ontology annotation, biological process: carboxylic acid transport; transmembrane transport. The record is from RefSeq and is a predicted model, not a curated record. Gene Ontology annotation, cellular component: plasma membrane.